Messenger RNA from Terrapene triunguis (Three-toed box turtle), 4953 nucleotides. It is a transcript of the gene PPP2R5D, whose product is annotated as protein phosphatase 2 regulatory subunit B'delta. Gene Ontology annotation, cellular component: cytosol; nucleus; protein phosphatase type 2A complex. The transcript is spliced from 16 exons. Gene Ontology annotation, molecular function: protein phosphatase activator activity. The record is from RefSeq and is a predicted model, not a curated record. The coding region runs from base 1 to 1803 and encodes 600 amino acids. NCBI's taxonomy places the organism in Eukaryota, Metazoa, Chordata, Testudines, Emydidae. Gene Ontology annotation, biological process: protein dephosphorylation; signal transduction.
AUGGAUUAUUGCUGGGGUGGUGUCUCCGUGACAGAGCCUCCAAAGUCUGCUAAAAGCACCACAAAGCCCAGCAGCGGCAGCAGUGGUGGGAAGGAUGGUGGGGCAGAGAAUUCAGAGGAGGUCCAGCAGCAGCAGCAGCAGCCGCCACCACCGACUUCAAAUAAGCGCCCCAGUAACAGCACCCCCCCGCCAACGCAGCUGAAUAAGAUCAAGUACUCCGGAGGACCCCAGAUUGUAAAGAAGGAGCGACGGCACAGCUCCUCCCGCUUCAACCUGACCAAAAACAGGGAACUGCAAAAGCUCCCUGCCCUCAAAGAUGCUCCCGCUCAUGAACGAGAAGAGCUCUUCAUACAGAAGCUGCGACAAUGCUGUGUUCUCUUCGACUUCAUCUCCGACCCACUCAGUGACUUGAAGUUCAAGGAGGUGAAGCGAGCUGGUCUCAAUGAGAUGGUGGAGUACAUCACGCAUAACCGGGAUGUCGUCACCGAGGCCAUCUACCCUGAAGCUGUCAUCAUGUUUUCAGUGAACCUCUUCCGGACCCUCCCCCCCUCAUCCAAUCCAACCGGAGCAGAGUUUGACCCCGAGGAGGAUGAACCCACACUAGAAGCUGCCUGGCCACACCUCCAGCUGGUGUAUGAAUUCUUCCUGCGGUUCCUGGAGUCGCCCGACUUUCAGCCAAAUAUAGCCAAGAAAUACAUUGACCAGAAGUUUGUACUGUCACUGCUGGAUUUGUUCGACAGUGAAGAUCCCAGAGAGCGGGACUUCCUGAAGACCAUCUUACACCGGAUUUACGGGAAGUUCCUGGGCUUGCGAGCGUACGUGAGGCGGCAGAUCAACAACAUCUUUUACAGGUUUAUCUAUGAAACAGAGCAUCACAAUGGGAUUGCAGAGCUGCUGGAGAUCUUGGGCAGUAUAAUCAAUGGGUUCGCUUUGCCUCUGAAGGAAGAGCACAAGAUGUUCCUCAUCCGGGUCUUGCUACCUUUGCACAAGGUGAAAUCGCUGAGUGUCUACCACCCACAGUUGGCGUACUGUGUUGUGCAGUUCCUGGAGAAAGACAGCAGCUUGACCGAACCGGUGAUUGUGGGCUUGCUGAAGUUUUGGCCGAAAACGCACAGUCCCAAGGAGGUGAUGUUUCUGAACGAGCUGGAGGAAAUACUGGAUGUGAUCGAGCCCUCUGAGUUCGUGAAGGUCAUGGAGCCCCUGUUCAGGCAGCUGGCCAAGUGUGUUUCCAGCCCACACUUCCAGGUGGCCGAGCGAGCGCUGUACUACUGGAACAACGAGUACAUCAUGAGCCUGAUCAGCGACAAUGCAGCCAAAAUUCUCCCCAUCAUGUUCCCGGCACUCUACAAGAAUUCCAAGAGUCACUGGAACAAGACGAUCCAUGGCCUGAUCUACAACGCCCUGAAGCUGUUCAUGGAGAUGAACCAGAAGCUGUUUGAUGACUGCACACAGCAAUACAAGGCAGAGAAGCAGAAGGGGAGGUUCAAGCUGAGGGAGCGAGAAGAGAUGUGGCACAAGGUUGAGGAGCUGGCCCGGCAGAACCCCCAGUACCCCAUGUAUUACGCUCCCCCACCCUUGCCUCCGGUUUACUGCAUGGAGACAGAGACCCCAACUGCAGAGGACAUUCAGCUACUGAAGAAAACGGUGGAGACAGAGGCUGUGCAGAUGCUGAAAGACAUCAAGAAGGAGAAGGUUUUGCUGCGUCGGAAAUCUGAGCUUCCUCAGGAUGUCUACACUAUAAAAGCCCUGGAGGCCCACAAGAGAGCAGAAGAAUUCCUCACCUCAAGCCAAGAGGCGCUCUGACGGGCUAGGGAGCUGCCCUGGGAGGCCUGGCCCCCAUUUCCCCCCCCCCCAGGGGUACCCAGAAAUGCACUUGGUUCUAAUGUAUAACUAGGGAAUGAACAUGGUGAGCUGUGCCUGUCCACGCCAUUCUCAUUCUUUCAGGGUAGAUUUGGUUUUACAUUGUACCUCGUAUCUCAUUGCAUUGUCACAUCCUCCUGCUUUUUCCUUUAACGCUGUUUUGUGUGCGCGUUUGCAAAGGGAGCCCAGCCAGUCCAUUUUCGCAUCAUUCCAGGCAGGAGUCAUUCCAUUCCCUACUACUUACUGACGCAGGACCAAAGCCUCCCCCAAAUGCUCAGUGUCUGGGUGGGAUUCCUCAGCCAGAGACUACAUCACAUGGUUCUGCACACAGCCCAAGGCCCUGUGCACGGACCAUCCUCCACACCCACCCCUGCUCCAUCUGUGCAUCAGAGACCCGUAGCCAUGACAGCGGAGAGAGGCUCGGUUGGUUGAAUCAAGUCCAUCGACAGGGCAGGUUUGUUCACUACAGUGAAUUCUCAAGGGCCUUUUCCAGUCGCAUUGUAACUGUCCUCGAUGGGAGGUGAUUCCACCGGUUAAUAAUCUGGCUUGGCAAGAACAGAUAUGUACCUUAACUUUUCCUUUACUUAACUGAAUCUCCCCAGUCUGUUCUCUCCCCCUCCUCCCACCCCCACCAUAAGGUGGGCUAAUCCUUUUCUGGGUGAAGUGCUCUGCACUCUCUGAAUGUAAGCACCUUAUUACUCAUAUUCCUUUGUACCCCCCCAAAUAAUUACCUUCUCCCUUCUUUGGUUAGCAUGAUUCCCCCACCCCCCAAAGGUUUUUAUUGGCCAAACUCUAAUGAGGAAAGAUUGUCACUUCCUCCAACCAGUGUUGCUCCCGUCUUAAGUUCCCUCAAACUUGUCACUGUAUUUCCAGUAAUGAAGUGCCCGAAUUUAACAUGCUAUUCCAGGAGCACGUGACCAAUGUGUCCCUGCUCUGUGAUGUGUCUGCAUACUCAACCCCAAGUUGUGCUAGCCUCGGUUCGUUGCCAUAUCCCGGGGGCAUCCGCUGCUCCAUCGCUACGCCAGCCGUCGGGUCCAGGAAGCUUGUGCUGGUAGCCUCGCUCCUGUGAGCCGCCGGCAGUAAAGUGAUAGGCGUGUCUUGGGCCACUUUACGUUUGGAAGCAUUCUGUUGCUCUGCAUUUUGGAAUCUGUAGCUGCUGCAGGUGUUGAUCAAGGCUCACCUUACGCUGGCCACGUAGGAGGAUAGUUCUCGUCUGUUGUGCAGCUGUUCGUUCUCUUGUAGCAUAGAAGGGACUAGUUAUGCUAUUUCAUCCUUAGGAAUGUAUUUGCCAAUAGCCCAGGGAGGUAAUCUUCACCCUGGCAGGUAAUCUAUGGGUGCUAUUGGCCGGGGUGCUGCAGUGUUUUGGUGGUUCUCUCCUGAGCACUCGAUUUUGUAUCCCAGCUCUCCCCAUUGUCACCGUGGGGAGGCUAGUUUUUAAAGGGCGGGAGUGGGUUCGCUGAACCUUUAAACAAAUACUGGCCUCACUCAUAACAGAUUGACAGCACCGGCCAACCCACUCAAGCCCUAACUGCAUUUCCAAAUGGAAAAACCCGAGUAUCAUGUCUGCUCUGCCUGUCUAAGGGUAUUCCCUGCUCCAGCUCUGGGGUGUCUGUCUGCUAGGGUUCCCCUUGGGAGACAGUGCUCUAGCCUCCUACUUCUCACUCCUGACCUUCAGCCUGAUUUUCCUUCCUUAACUUCACCCCACUGCUCCUACGUCAUUCCCACCUCUAACUCAUGUUAAAUUCCUCUCGUUUAAACCCUUCACAGGUAUCUCCUCUCCCCCUCGCCCUAUUUAGCUUUCUCCUGAGUCAUUCCUUCCACACCCUGGCUCAUUCACAUUCUUUUGAAUUCCCUCAUGCUAGAUGUGCCCGUCUUCCCCCAGAAGAGGUGGAGGGGAUGGUAAUUUACAUAGUACGUUCUUUAAUCCUUUGGAGAUCUUUCUCUCUUCUCUCCCAGCCCCGAACAGAACAGCCUCUCCUGUCUGCUUCACACUGGGGGCUACUUCAAGUCUCUUCUGGAUCCAUGAAUCAGAUUGGGGAGGUUACUGCUUACUUUGAGUGUUAGCAUGGAGCCAGGUGCUAACACUUACCACAUACCUGGCCCAGCACCUCCACUGGCUACGUAGCAGCUGUUAUACUGGAGUAGGGGCAAGGAAGGUAGGCAAGAGUCUGUGGGGAUGGGUGGCUGAGCCCUUUAUGACACUGGUGGAGCAGAAAGGGGCAUUGGGCUGAGGGAAUGGAAGGGGAAGAACUAAGAAGGCGGCUUGGCCUUGGUUGUAACACACAUUAGCAAGCUGCCUGUCAGCCCACCCCUGAAUUGCUCCAGAAGGUUCCAGGGAGCAGGCACUGCCCCACUGGAGAGUGCAGCGGGAGUAGAUGGCUUGAACGCUGUAAAGAAGUGGUUUGGCUGUAGAAGAGAUGGAGGCUGUAACUGCAUUUCAGGCUAGGAUUUUCCUGGGGGUGGGCUCUGGUGCCUGUCCUGAAGUGAGCAGCAGUGAAACUUUCCAUGUCUAACCAGGACAGCACCACUGCCUGGGUGGGUUGUACCUGCAGCACAGGAACGGAGCAUUGUGUGCUGGAUGACUUAGACGAAUACACAGCCCUCUGCUUAAUCUUCUUGGGGGCAGGGAAGUUUGUGUUCAGUACUUUAACAUUAAAUUUUGUUUGCUGCCUAUUCAUUCCCAUGUCCUAUAUAUGUAAGGUGGGGCAGUGUGAGAAAGGGGUGAGUGCAUGCAGCACCUCUGCAGAACUAUCAUCCGACAGAAUUACAGCCAGGACACGGCCCUUGGUAACUGUCUGCCAGGCCCUUGUCUUUUGUACAACAUUUAUUUCCUAGUAUUCUGCCUGUGCCCUCCCCACUCGCACAGACAGAGUUGGAGCUGCCUCUGCCACUUCUCACAUAGCCCCUCCCCUCAUGAGGGAAAAGCAAAACUAAACAAUGCAGUCACCCCCUGGACACAAGUAUUAAACUGCUUACAGGUCAUAUGUACAUAUGGUGUACUUUAUUUUCAGUAGAGCAUUAUAGUAUGAAAGUGUUGGAUUUUGUACAGAUGUCCCUGUAUGUACAGAACUAAAUAAAAUGGAUCUCUUGAAA